This is a messenger RNA of Podarcis raffonei (Aeolian wall lizard), 2787 nucleotides long. It is a transcript of the gene SP9, whose product is annotated as Sp9 transcription factor. The transcript is spliced from 2 exons. Lineage: Eukaryota; Metazoa; Chordata; Lepidosauria; Squamata; Lacertidae. Gene Ontology annotation, molecular function: RNA polymerase II cis-regulatory region sequence-specific DNA binding; DNA-binding transcription factor activity, RNA polymerase II-specific. The record is from RefSeq and is a predicted model, not a curated record. Gene Ontology annotation, biological process: regulation of transcription by RNA polymerase II. The coding region runs from base 236 to 1606 and encodes 456 amino acids.
UUCCCUGAUUGGCUGCGGAGCAACUCCUGCUCGCUCUUUCUCCACCCUCAUUGGGCGAGAGUCUCAGCCAGCGGUACUUCAAAGCAGGCGCUCCCCACACUUAGGCUGAGUUUAGCCGUCCAGAGACAGGAGUGUACUUAGCGCAAGUGGGGGAAAUACAGCGGGGAGCGCCGAGGACGCUCGCGCGAGGCAGAGCCCCCCUUCGGAUCCCGCCGCCCAGCCGGGAGACUUGGCUAUGGCUACGUCUAUACUUGGGGAAGAGCCACGCUUCGGGACCACGCCUUUGGCCAUGCUGGCCGCCACCUGCAACAAGAUCGGCAACACCAGCCCGCUGACCACCUUGCCGGAGUCGAGCGCCUUCGCCAAGGGCAGCUUCCACCCGUGGAAGCGCUCCACCUCCAGCUGCAACCUGGGCUCCAGUCUGUCCGGCUUCACGGUGGCCACCAGCCGCGGCUCGAGCGGGCUGGCCAGCGGCAGCGGCACGGCCAACAGCGCCUUCUGCCUGGCCUCCACGUCGCCCACCUCGUCGGCCUUCAGCAGCGACUACAGCGGCCUCUUCUCCAACUCGGCGGCUGCGGCGGCUGCGGCGGGAGUUUCCCCUCAGGAGGCCGGCGGGCAGUCGGCCUUCAUCUCCAAAGUGCACAGCUCGGCGGCCGACAGCCUGUACCCCCGCGUGGGCAUGGCGCACCCUUACGAGUCGUGGUACAAGUCCGGCUUCCACUCGACGCUGGCGGCGGGCGAGGUGGCCAAUGGCGCGGCGUCGUCGUGGUGGGACGUGCACACCAACCCGGGCUCGUGGCUGGAGGUGCAGAACCCGGCCGGCGGCCUGCAGAGCCCGCUGCACUCGGGCGCCCCCCAGGCCUCCCUGCACUCGCAGCUGGGCACCUACAACCCGGCCGACUUCAGCUCCCUCACGCACUCGGCCUUCAGCUCCACGGGCCUGGGCUCGACGGCGGCGUCGCACCUGCUCUCCACUAGCCAGCACCUGCUCACGCAGGAGGGCUUCAAGCCCGUGCUCCCCUCGUACACGGACUCCAGCGCCGCGGUGGCGGCCGCCAGCGCCAUGAUUUCCGGCGCCGCGGCGGCCGCGGCAGCUGGGGGAGGCUCGGCGCGCUCCGCCCGGCGCUACUCGGGCAGGGCCACCUGCGACUGCCCCAACUGCCAGGAGGCCGAGCGUCUGGGGCCGGCGGGGGCGAGCCUGAGGCGCAAGGGCCUGCACAGCUGCCACAUCCCCGGCUGCGGGAAGGUGUACGGCAAGACGUCGCACCUCAAGGCGCACCUGCGCUGGCACACGGGCGAGCGGCCCUUCGUCUGCAACUGGCUCUUCUGCGGCAAGCGCUUCACGCGCUCCGACGAGCUGCAGAGGCACCUGCGGACUCACACGGGCGAGAAGCGCUUCGCCUGCCCGGUCUGCAACAAGCGCUUCAUGCGCAGCGACCACCUCAGCAAACACAUUAAGACGCACAACGGCGGAGGAGGGGGCAAAAAGGGCAGCGACAGCGACACGGACGCCAGCAACCUGGAGACGCCGCGCUCCGAGUCGCCCGACCUCAUCCUGCACGAGGCGCGGGGCAAGGACUCCACAGCGGGGCCCAACGACUCGUAGUAGGGGCUGAGGGAGGGCGGCGGCGGCGGGAGAAGUUUUGGCGGGACAGGUUUUGGCGGGAGAAGUUUUGGCGGGACACGGACGCGCCGAGGAAGAGGCCGGAGGAGAGAGAGAGAGCGCGCGAGGAGAGGAAGCGGCGCGCGCGGGAAGGGAGGGGAGGGGGACGCCAAAGGCAACCCCAGAAACAGCAGCAGCAGCAGCACCGCCACUUUGGCUCCACUUUUCCCGGAGCUUUCGAAAGGGGGGGGAGAGAGAAAGGGGUGGGAGUGGGCGAAAAAGGUGAAGCAGAGGGCGCGCUUUUUAGACCUUUUUUAUAUAUAUAUAUAAAAAGACUCUUGUUGGAGAGACUUGAACCCUGCAGGAAAGGGCAGAGACGCAGACAAAACAACCAUUCAGUAAACAAUAAACCACGACCUUAUCUUCCUGGCGAACAGCAAUAGAAGCGGCUGGAGAUCACGCGCAGGCUCCCCUCUCCGAAAAGAAAAGAGGGGGAAAAAUCAGACUAAACCAAGCAAAAUUUAAAGGGGGGCAAAAACAAAAACCAAACCAUGAAGCAAACGAAACAACAACCCGCCACCCAGGACCUCACCACGCAGCCCUUUUGGAGUGGAUUAUUAUGAUAUAGCUAUACGUAUAAACCUACUGCAGACUAAAGCAAGUCGUAAUCGACAAAGCAAUCAACCACAACGCUUUUUCUAUUUAAAUAUUGGAAAAGGAGAAAUCGUCCUUUACACACACACUCAGACACACAAACACACACAGAGGCUUAAGGUGAGAAAUUAAACUGGAAAACGGUUGAGACAGUUUAUCUCUGUAUCAUCAAACAAAUGUAUAAAUAGGGUUUCAAAACACACACACACACAAAGGAUCGCGUUCUCUCUUUUCCCCUUGUAAAUGUCAAUUCUAAUAGGGAUUUUUUUUGGGAGGGGGUAAUUCCUGAAAUUCAGGGGAGUUUUUUUUUUAAAAAAGAAAUUAUUAUGAUGAUUAUUAUUAUUUCUGAUGCACUUUGUGGAGGUCAGUAUAUAUGUAAGAGAUAUUUAACAUGUUGAGUUAACAUUUCACUCACACCAGUAAGUUAAGGUUGUUUAAAGGAAUUAAAUGCGUUUAUCUGUAUUGAGGGGGGGGGACAACACUUGGCAUAAUAUUUUCAUUUUGGUAUUAUUAAAGAACUCUGAACAAUG